Cynara cardunculus var. scolymus (artichoke) is the source of this 840-nucleotide messenger RNA. RefSeq lists its product as uncharacterized. Lineage: Eukaryota; Viridiplantae; Streptophyta; Magnoliopsida; Asterales; Asteraceae. Bases 213 to 779 code for a protein of 188 amino acids. The record is from RefSeq and is a predicted model, not a curated record. The transcript has 3 exons.
AUACCACCUUAAGUUCAUCAUCCCUCACUCCCACUCUCACUGAAAAUGGUGGAGCUGCUCUCCUCUAACCUGGAAAGUGUUACCUCGUAGUUGUUAAUUGGGUGCCUGAGGUCAGGAUUGGAAGUGCCUGCUGAAACCAGACCAUUAUACUUUAACCCAGAAGAUUUUCUGACCAUCCAACGGCUUGCGGGUACUUCCAAGUUUGUACUACAAUGGCAGAAUACGAGAGCAGCCACCAUAACUAUACGAUACCAAAAGAAACAGCCCUGCAAGCACUGAACACCAUAAUACAGCUUCAUUUUGAGAAAACCCUAGAGAAGAAACGAGCCGUGGACCAACAGAAGAAAGAGCUAUGGAAGCUUUUCCAACUCUUCUUCCUGUUCUUGGCCCUAGUAUUUAUGGCCCAGGUCCAGUCCUCUCGACUCCAGUGCCACCACUGCUGGGUACCCAUUGGCCUCCUCUCCCUUUCCCACCUCAUCUUCUAUGUUUCAGUGGCUCAGACUCUCAGGUGUAUCAACGGGUUUAAGUAUCAGAGGAGAUGCCACAAGCUGACACUUGGGCUAGCCACCGAGCGGCUCUGCCAGAUCAGGAUGAGAAUGAGUGGUGUGGUUGCUGGAGGAGGUGAAGAUGUUCUGAGGGAUGACUAUGAAAUUCAUUAUCAAGAACCACCAGACAGUUAUUUUGGUAAGUUUAAGAGGAACUGGGCUCUACAUUUUGGGUUCUUGAUCUUGGUCUAUAUGUUUAUGGUAUCGUCCUCUGUUGUUCUUCUAUGUUUCUAAUAUUUGUGUCAAAACAAUGCAGGCUUGAGCUUUCGUCUAAUUAAUGUUAUCAUUUUAUCCC